CUCAUCGGCACUGCAAUUACGUGGACACUUAUUAAAGGCUAUAAAUGUUGUUGGAAAGUGUGCAGCUCUCUGGUUCUUUAACAGAUGACGCUCCUGAAGUCUGAAAUGACCCAGAUGAAGCUCUGGAGAAUUGGACUCCUGCUCUGGAUGUGCGCAGUGACCAGGUCUCUGGGUGCAGUGUUAUCAUCAGCACUGUCAGUCAGACAAUGUGUGAUUUUGGAGUACACCAGUAUUACCUGUUAUUGGGAAUCAACAAACUUCACACUCAGCAACCGCAGCUACAGACUUCAAGUUAACAAAACUGAUUGUGAGACCAAAGGCAUCUUCAUCCCUGUGGGUGUGUGUGAAAGCAGAGGCUCCAACUGCUCCAUUCAGCCCAUUGAUUCUGCAUUUCACUGUUUCUAUGCCGAUGUGCUGGUGUCCACACAUGCUGGACCCAUACGCUCUCCACGCUUCUUCUUCUUUGGUAUCAGUGAAGUGAAGCUUCGUCCCCCACAGAUUACAAAAAUCGGGCCAUCAGCAAGGCAGCCCGGGUGUUUGGAGGUGGUCUGGGGGAAAACCAACACCCUCUCUGAGGAAGAAAAAUCCUGCAGAUGGCUCCAAAUAGAGUACACCACACAUGACCAGACUCAAUCACGGACCAUACAAGCAUAUUCCAACGAAACCUUGGAGAUUUGUGAUUUAUAUGCAGGAUCCAGGUACAUGGUGAAGUUGAGAAUUCAGGACAAUCGAUCAUCUGCUCACUGGAGCUCAUGGACCUCUGAAGACAUCAGGACAGAUGAGAAAGCCCCAUCUGCUGCUCCUCGGUUCUGGAGACACAUCCAGCAUGCUGAAGAAGUUGGAAAGAGACGUCUCACCCUGCUCUGGAAGCCUCUCUCAUGGCCUGAGGCGAAUGGCGAUGUGCUCAGUUACACCGCGUCUUGUCGCAAUGAGGUGGAUUCUUCGCAAUGGGCCUGCAGCGCUUUAGAUUCCUCGAAAACCUCCUGUGUUCUUAUUGUCUCGGCCAGUCGCUGUCAUUGCAUUCUUUCAGCUGCUAACUCUGCCGGGACAUCACCUCCGGCACACAUCUACAUACCUGGACACGCGGACGCAGAACUCCCAGCCCCCCAGAGUGUCAGCGUCACCCCAUUGGAUGGCACACGACUGAAUGUGGAAUGGAAAGUUCCAUUGAACCAAUCAGAGACUGGCUUUGUGGUGCAGUGGAUUUCCAUACAUCACAACGGAAUGACCCAUCUGCACUGGGAACAUCUGGAUGAAACUGCUAGAAGUUUUAUUAUCACAGGUCUACUGCCAGAGGUCCCAUAUAAUCUGACUGUCAUCAGUCUCUUUGAGGGAAGAGCAGGAAAUGAGAUAUCUGUUAUUACCUUCACACGGGAAGGAGCGCCCUCUGUUGGUCCAAAGCUGACAGUGCUGCAAACCUGCAGCAGAAGUAUCACUCUGAGAUGGGACCCUGUUCCUAUGGACAAACUACACGGCUUUAUCCAAUACUACACUGUUCUGUACAGUAUAAAUGGAAAACACAAAAGGGAACAGGUAGGGGGCAGUGUUGGACAGAUAUCUCUGAGUGGGCUGAUGGAAGGUACCUACAACAUCUGUGUAAUGGCUCAUACUGUAGCAGGAGCCGCAGCUGGGCCAUGGCAGAUGGUGGCUGUGGGGCAUGAUGAUAUAGAAAUAAUCCCCAUACUGCUGUGUGUGCUACUACUGAGUUUUAUUAUUCUCAUAUUUCCUGUAUGCAUGCGGGUGAGGAUUAAACACUGUCUGUGUCCAACUGUACCAGACCCCUCAAAGAGCAGCCUGUCAAACAUUAAACCAUAUCAGCCCAGACUAACAUCCUCUUCCACCAUGAGCACCUUCAUCACUGUUGGUCAAACUUUAGGCUACCGGAGUUACAGCGAGCAAGACAAUAUCCCAGUUCAAGAGCUGAGCUACCACACCGAUCAACCUAUAAACAAUGACAAUGAGCAACCCAAAACCUACAACAGCACUUCAGUUACAACAUACAUGGACCAAAACCCACCGGUGUGUCAGCUGAGAAAUAAGCAACCAGCUCGAGCCUUUCCAGCACAUUCCAUUAACCAGAGCUACGUCAUACCAGAUCAAGUCAUAUCUGCUGAAUAUCAUGAAGACCAGCAACCGUCAUCCGCCGAUCUGUUGCUCGAUAUGGUCUUCACAUACAGAAGCAAUCAAAUGACACAUGACAAUUUGAGUGGCUACACCCAAGUUUCCCAAAUCUAUAUACCUGUCGUUAAUACAACUGUAGACUUUGAUGAGUGUUCACGCUUUCUGCAGACUUUACCAGAGGACCACAACAUGUAGUUCUUCACAGUUUAUCUGAAUGUACAUCACUAAUGUAUCAACAAUGCUGAAAUGAGCCAAUGGAGGAGAAGCAAUUUAUGAUAAAUGAGGUCUUCAUGGGACUGGCUACAUCUCAAAUCUUGGAACUAUACGGGCCUGUUUAAACUACGCUGCAAAAAUCAAAUCAAAUAUCUAAACAUCCUUAAAAUAAGACACAUUUUGUUUUAUAUUUGGGGUAAGAAAAAUAAACAUUUCAAAGUGAAAACAAGUUUAUUGACAAAUAUGCCAAAUACUUUUAACUUACUAAAUGUUUUUAAAUUUCUUUGCAGACUAUUUUGUUUUAGUUUGAUUUGUCUUGUUUGAAAAAUGUUUAGAUAUAUCAGUAUUGUUGUCAGAGAAAUUAACAAAAUGUAGUGAUAACUGUAGUUCUGCUUAAAUCAAGAAAAAAAUAUUUGGGUUAAGAAAAAUAAACUUUAUUCUAAGGGGAAAGUUUAUUUUUCUGAUUCAAAAGGGAAAACAAGUUUAUUUAUUUCUGAUUAAAAAAAACAAACAAACAAACAAACCAAAAAAAAAAAAAAACAGUUUGAUUUAUUCAAAGAGAAUACACGUUUAUUUUUUAUUUAUUUUUAUUCAAAGGGGGAAAUUAUUCGCCUUACCCCAUUGACAGAAACUUAAAAACAAGAAAAAAAUAAUAAUAAUAAAAUAAAAUUUGGGGUAAGAAAAAUAAACUAUUCAAAGGGGAAACAAGUUUAUUUUUCUGAUUUAAAGAGAAAACAAGUUUAUUUUACAUAGUUUACAAGACUAUGUUUUUUUAAGAAUAAUUCAAUAUUUUGAUAUAUUAAGUAUUGUUGUCAGAGAAAUUAACAAAAUGUAGUCAGUUUUAUGCUUAAAACAAGAAGAAAAAAACUUUAUUCAAAGUGGAAAAAAGUUUAUUUUUCUGACUCAAAAGGGAAAACAAUUUAUUUUUCAAAUUUAAGGGGAAAACAAGUUUAUUUAUUUAUAUUCAAAGGGAAAACAAGUUUAAAGGGGAAAAGUUUAUUUUUAUUACCCCACUGGUAAAUAGUUUUUCAGAAACAUACUAAAUUUUGUAUUUUUACUGGAAAACAAGACUAAAAUACAGAGUGAGAAAAUUAUUUUCCUGUUUUGAAAAAAUUAUUAUUGUGCAUUGUUUGUUUCCAUGCUGUGGUUGUAACAAAGUAAAUACUGUAUGAUCAGGAGUUACUGCAAAAUGUGAAAUUAACUCAUUUGUGUAGUUUUCAUGGCGGGGGGGGGGGGGGAACUGUAGCAUUACAUAUGAAUGUUAUCUGUCAUGUUUAAAUCUGUUAAGCAGACCAACUGGCUGCCUGUUAAGAUGUGAAAUCUACAAAAUAACCCACCAAAUGUGAACUAUACAAAGGGGCCCAAAUGUCUGACACCACUCAUCAAAAUGCCUCUAUUUUGCAUAUAAUCAGCAUAACAAUUUGAGGGAAAAGUUUGUGAGUAAAUGUGGGUAAAUGAUGGCAGAAUUUUCAUUUUUAGGUGAACUAUCCCUUUAACAUGGUCAGUGUCACAAAUUUGCUUACAUUUGAUCAGUGACCAAACAUAUCCCAGAAUUGUAAUGUGGUCUCAGACAUUAUGGACCUCAAUGCAUUUGUAAUGUAUAUUGUAUUUCUUUUCAUUGGGGAAUGAUGUUGUAAAUAAUGUGAAAUGUUUAUUUUUGUGUGCUGUGGCUGAAGAUAAACUGGUGUGCGACAGAGGAGAUGGACGCAGGCAUGGAUCAUGAACAUUACUUUUGUGGGAACGUUGCGAUUUGGGGCCAAAGUUCAUCACCUCUGGUCCAUCUUUCCUGUGAGUGAAAUUCUUAACAAAUUACCUCUUUGUUUAGACAGAGACGUGCCAGGCCAGUGUCACACUUACAUCCGGCUGAACAUAGCUGAUCGUCAGCAUCAGGAGCGCAGAUCGGCUGUGUGCCAGGGCCUGUUAUUCGCACUGACCUACAAAAACUGUGCUGACUCUUAGUACAUAACUCGUUCCCUACAUUCCUCUGCUCCUUCGGGAAUUUAUCAGCCUGCAAAAGUCACUCUAAAAAGAAUGAAUUAAUGCUUAGCACAAUCUUUGUCAUUCCAUUAUUGAUAACUUGAAGCACUAAUAGAUUGCAGAAACUCAAGUCUUCUAAACUGUGUGUCAGAUAGUCUGAUAUUCUGAAAGCACAUGUGUGCCAUAAACUUAAUUUUUACUUGACCAAUAA
This is a messenger RNA of Myxocyprinus asiaticus (Chinese sucker), 4522 nucleotides long. Its product is annotated as interleukin-6 receptor subunit beta-like. Gene Ontology annotation, cellular component: external side of plasma membrane; signaling receptor complex; membrane. The record is from RefSeq and is a predicted model, not a curated record. The transcript has 15 exons. Gene Ontology annotation, molecular function: cytokine receptor activity; cytokine binding. Lineage: Eukaryota; Metazoa; Chordata; Actinopteri; Cypriniformes; Catostomidae. Gene Ontology annotation, biological process: cytokine-mediated signaling pathway. The coding region runs from base 85 to 2316 and encodes 743 amino acids.